Molecule: messenger RNA, 1968 nt
Organism: Salmo salar (Atlantic salmon)
Lineage: Eukaryota; Metazoa; Chordata; Actinopteri; Salmoniformes; Salmonidae
Product: zona pellucida sperm-binding protein 3
Biological process (GO): positive regulation of acrosome reaction; binding of sperm to zona pellucida; egg coat formation
Cellular component (GO): extracellular matrix
Molecular function (GO): acrosin binding
Source: RefSeq, a predicted model, not a curated record
AAUAUAAAGUGGUGGCUCUGUAUUUUAUGGAGAGUAUUUUCACUUGGUAUUGCAAUAUCUACAUCGGGUAUUUAUGGGUCUCCAUCUGUUUCACGUCCAGCUGGCAGGAGAAAAAUCCUCAAACUGGGCACAUUACAAGGCGUUGGUGACUCGCUUACAGCCCACCUGUCAUCCACAGCAAACAGAAAAUCAAGCCCGAGGAUACUCUCUCACAGUAUCUCAUUCAGAACACCCCAACUCACACAAGGACUCAAACCAGCGCCCGCAAGGAUAUAUUCCUCUCCACCACCCCAGAUCCAGCGCCUUAUGCUUCUCGAUAGGCCUGUACCAAAGUCUCAACGUGAUUUUGCUGCGCUCCCGGACGUUUCGGUUACGUGUUCCAGUGGUGACUUCGUGGUCCGGGUCAAACGGGAUUUUUAUGGUUUUGAUGCCAACGCCGAUGAGUUGACGCUGGGAAGCACCUGCAAGAGUAACGGUGUUCUCAUGCCUUAUGGUGACUUGCUCUUCUCUUAUCCAUUGAUGGAGUGUGAUGGCAAACGGCAGAUGCCACCGGGUUAUCUCAUCUAUACAUUUGUGCUCCAUUACACGCCUCUGACCCGGUUCCCACGCAGAGCGCAUCGCUUUAACGUGCAGGUCGAGUGUCGUUUUCAAAGGUAUCAUCAUGUUUAUCAGCUGGUGGUUCGCCCUACAUGGGAAACACCCGCCGUGCUUAAAAAGCUAAAGGGGCGCGUUAACUUCCGAAUCCAGCUGAUGGACGAUGCAUGGGCCAUGCCAGCCAAGUCCCAGGUGUACAUGCUGGGACAGACCAUUAAUUUCCAGGUUUCUGCACUUCACCUACCCCAUGGGGGAAAGCUUUUCAUCAACCACUGCUAUGCCACAACAUCUAAAGACUCCAAGACAUCCCUCAAGUUCACUGUCAUUGACAACUUUGGCUGCAUGCUGGAAAGCCAGAAGAACCCUGGUGGCUCUCAGUUUGUCUCCCCCAGGACUGAUGACACCCUCCGCUUCUUCCUCAGUGCCUUCCAGUUCACCUCUGACCCAGACACACCGGUCUUCCUUCACUGUAAACUGCAUGUGACAUCAGAGGAAACCGGCCCCAUGCACAAGUCUUGCACCUACCAAGAGAACAGGUGGAAAGCUGUCAUGGGAGAGGAUUCCAUCUGUGACUGCUGUGACUCCAAAUGUGUGACACCGAAAUCCAGAAGAUCCAUGGUGGAGGGGUUUGCCAGCAGCGGGCCUCUACUGCUCUUAGAUCAGCCAUCUGCACCAAAGGGUGGUUUCCCACCAGUCAGUCCCUCACUAGUUGAAGACGUUGUCUGGUUUGAGACCAAAAUGGAUGAGUUUGACAACCCAGAUGAUCUACUGGAAACCAUUGAUGUGGAGAAGUAUCGUGAUAAGGAAGAGCAGAGUUAUACUCGUUCCACGGAGAAGCAACAUAUAGAGGAGGAUGAAUCCGUGCCGUUGGAGGGUGAGCAGUCAGAGGUGGUUCAGACUGAGUUUCCAUGGGAGAGGGCAGAGGGGGGGAUAUUUGAAGGUACACAGGGGUCAGGGUUGAGACUAGAGUUUCCAUGGGAGAGGGCAGAGUUGAGAGAGAGGAGUCAAUGGGAAAGUGAGGGAUCAGUGUUGACCGAGGAGGGCUCCAUUGAAAGGCAAUGGAUGCAUCCACAGGAGGAGUCCUCCCUGGGAUCAGGGAUGGGGGGAAAGUCUGUAUCACAGGAAGAGGUGGUUUCACAAUCCAUGAAGGAAUGGGGAUUUGGGGUGGGUGAGGAGCAGCCACUUGUGAUUCCUGAGGAUGAGGGGAAGGAAGAGGAGUCUGGGGAAACAGACGAGGAUGACAAGAAGUUUCCACUCUUCUCUGAGACUGGUGAGGAGGUCAUUGGUGACUAUGACGGGCUGGUUGAGUCCGGGAUUGACGGUGGGAAUGACUUGCCCAGGGUUUGGCAUUUCAAGUGGCGAUGGGGUCAGUGA